UUGUGGGUAUGGGUCUCACGUGAGGCUUACUGAAGGCACCCGAGAUCAGAGUGCAUUGUUGAGCGUAAGGAGGACGGUGGAGGGGCAAGAACCAGUGUCUGACAGGGUGUGCUUCGGAAUCCAUUUGGUUUCUUCAAGCGUUUGCCCAGUCCAGAGGUUUAAAAAUGGCAUCCAAACAAGAAAUAAUGAGUGACCAGCGGUUUAAACGGGUUACAAAGGACCCAAGAUUUUGGGAAAUGCCAGAAAAGGAUAAAAAAGUCAAAAUUGACAAGAGAUUUCGAGCCAUGUUUCAUGACAAAAAGUUCAAGUUGAAUUAUGCUGUGGAUAAAAGAGGGCGCCCCAUCAACCACAGUACUACAGAGGACUUGAAACGUUACUAUGACCUUUCAGAUUCUGAUUCAGAUCUCUCUGAUGAAGAUAGCAAAGCCCUGAAUCAAAAGAAAAUGAAGAAGAAAAAACCCCAGACCAAAAUAGGAAUAGAUUCAAAAAGUCUAGUUGAGGAGAAAAAGAAAGAAACCAAGAAAAUUAAUCGAAUGAAUUCUGAAAGCAAAAAUGAGUUAGAGAAUUCUGAAAGAAUUCAGAAAGCAAAAACGUCCUUUAAAUCUAAGAAGUUAGAUUCAGAAAUACGUCCCAAGAAGGAUAGCAAAGAAUUUGCACAGAAAGGUACAAAAGAGAAAGAAGACAUUGUUCAACGUAGUACAGAUGACUUUCCUAAAGGAAAACUAAAGAUGGUCAGCUUGGACAUCACUGAAGUGAAAUCACCCAAGGUCAAGUGUUCUGAGACAAGAAGGAAAAUACAGUCAGGAGAUGGUUAUGAAAAUUCAACAGGAGGUAAAAUGUUUGAUGAAGAUUCUCUGGAGGAACAUUCAGAAAAUGCUAGUGAAAUGGAGGAUGAUGAGGAAUCUGAAGAUGAAAUUACAGGAGUGGGUAGAGCUUCAGAUGAUGAUGAUGAUGAUCAUGAAAGUGAAGGUGAUGAAGAUGAGGAGGAUAAAGAUGAGGAUGGUGAAGAUGAUGAAAGUGACAGUGGCCCUGAUCUUGCUAGGGGUAAAGGAAAUAUAGAAACUAGUUCUGAAGAUGAGGAAGAUGAAGAUUUUCUUCCAGAGGAAUCUGGUUUUGAGCAUGCUUGGAGAGAAUUAGAUAAAGAUGCUCCUCAGACUAAUGAGAUUACACGUCGAUUAGCAGUUUGCAACAUGGACUGGGAUAGAUUAAAGGCAAAAGAUUUGCUGGCUCUGUUCAAUUCAUUUAAACCUAAAGGAGGUGUUAUAUUUUCUGUAAAGAUAUAUCCUUCGGAGUUUGGAAAGGAGAGGAUGAAGGAAGAGCAAGUUCAGGGACCAGUGGAGUUAUUAAGUAUUCCUGAAGAUGCCCCUGAAAAGGACUGGGCAUCUAGAGAAAAACUGAGAGAUUAUCAAUUCAAACGACUGAAGUACUACUACGCAGUAGCAGACUGUGAUUCUCCUGAAACGGCCAGUAAAAUUUAUGAGGAUUGUGAUGGCCUGGAAUUUGAAAGUAGUUGUUCUUUCAUAGAUCUAAGGUUUAUACCAGAUGAUAUUACCUUUGAUGAUGAGCCCAAGGACGUAGCCUCAGAAGUGGAUUUAACAGCAUAUAAACCAAAGUAUUUCACAUCUGCUGCAAUGGGAACAUCAACGGUGGAGAUCACUUGGGAUGAGACAGAUCAUGAAAGAAUUACAACACUUAACAGGAAAUUUAAAAAGGAAGAGCUUUUGGACAUGGAUUUUCAAGCCUACUUAGCUUCCUCUAGUGAAGAUGAAGAGAAGAUAGAAGAGGAGCUACAAGGUGACGAUGGAAUCAAUGCAGAAGAAGAUGGGAAAACAAAGAAAAGUCAGAAGGAUGACGAAGAACAAAUUGCAAAAUAUAGGCAGCUCUUGCAAGUUAUUCAAGAAAAAGAAAAGAAAGGCAAAGAAAAUGAUAUGGAAAUGGAAAUUAAGUGGGUUCCAGGUCUUAAAGAAAGUGCAGAAGAGAUGGUCAAAAACAGAUUGGAAGGAAAAGAUAAACUGACCCCUUGGGAACAAUUUUUAGAGAAGAAGAAAGAGAAAAAAAGACUGAAAAAGAAACAAAAGGCUCUUGCUAAAGAGACCAGUGAAGAUGAAUUGCCCUCCGAUGUGGAUUUGAAUGACCCAUACUUUGCUGAAGAAGUUAAAAAAAUGGGUGUAAAGAAAAAAUCAUUGAAAUAUGCAAAAGAUGUCACGUCUCCAGAGGAAGAAACUGAAAUAGAAAGUCAAAAGGCUGAAAUGGCUUUGCUCAUGAUGGAUGAGGAAGAGGAGGAGGGCAGCAAGAAACACUUCAAUUACGACAAGAUUGUGGAGCACCAGAAUCUGAGCAAAAAGAAGAAAAAACAGCUCAUAAAAAAGAAGGAAUUAUUAGAGGAUGACUUUGAGGUAAAUGUUAAGGAUGUACGAUUUCAGGCAAUGUAUACUUCCCACUUAUUUAAUUUGGAUCCCUCAGAUCCUAAUUUCAAGAAAACAAAAGCUAUGGAAAAAAUCCUUGAGGAGAAAGCCCGGCAAAGAGAACAAAAAGAAGAAGAAUUUACUCAGGCAAUAAAGAAAAAAGAGAGUGAGAUUCAAAAGGAAUCACAAAAGAAGUCUAUUGAUCCUUCCUUGUCAAUGUUGAUUAAAUCUAUAAAAACCAAAACAGAGCAAUUUCAAGCAAGAAAAAAACAAAAAGUCAAAUAACUGGAUUUUGUUUCAUUUUGGAUUGAGAAUAGCUUUCCUGCAGUAUACAGAAAUGGUUGAAGGCAUAGCUUUAGGAAAUAAAGCUACCUUUCAAGAAUAUGAAUAAAAUCUUAUUCUGACCAUUGUAAGAUAUCUCACCAUAAAUAAUCAUUGGACCUAACUGUGGAUGAUCAGCACAUUUGUACUGUAUAUUUCCACAGGUUAAUCUAAUUAAUUCCAGUUAUCUGAAAUACAGGAUUUAUAAAAUGUUUGUAUUUUAUGUAGUUCAGGUCAUACUAGUAGAAAGUUAUGCUAAGUUAGCUUUUUUAAAGACUGUUUACAAUUCUAUGUAAAAAAUAUAGCAAUGCCCAGUCAUAAGUCUGUGUAAGGGUUAGGGACAGUUUGGAAAUAUGUAUAUGCAGUACAUUAAUUUCUCUGACAGCAAGAGACACAUUUAGAUAUCUAUUAAAAUAAUUUAUUUUUCUAGCUAUAAAGGAUGGAUGCCAAGAACUUUUUAGUUUGGUCGUGUUUAUUACAGUUUGUUUAUGAAAUUAAUUUGUAAAUAGAAGUUCAAAAUAUUUUUGUUACUGUGUAUAAACACUGAUUUAUUUCAUUUUAUGUACCUCAAAUAAACUGCUAUCUGGAAAAGUAUCUGAAAAAUGACUUUAACUCUUUAAGAGGACAACUCCAGGAAACGGCCAUUCCAGGUUUGCAUGGCUCGUAAUUAUAUUUGAAAUGUUUGUGAGCUCUCCAUUGGUUUUUCUACUUGUAGUAACAGAAGGUUCUGUCUGUCUUUCAGAUUUUUGGAAUGCUUGGACGGGUGGAUACACUGCUAUAGAGUUUAAGGAAAUCUUAAUUCUUUUUAAAAUUAAAAUAAAACACAACUUCAAGGCCCUAACGUUUCUUAGGUCUCAUCUGGUCUAGGUUUUAUAUAAACUAUUAAUGGGCCACUUAGAAGAAUUAGGUGUGCUUUAUAAGUAAAUGAAAAUAAAACCAAAAUGGUCAUUUAAAACACAUGAUAAGUAGGGUAGCUUCUCAAAGGCAGUAGGAGUUUGGCCAGGUUUGUGUUUCGUAGUUAACUUCACAUUUUUCAUAUAAAAAAUUCAAACCUGCCAAUGUAGCAUAGUUUUUAAAGAGUAAAAGGAUGCAAAUUCAGAGUGAUAUCAAAAUAAUAAGGGUAUAAAAACAGUCUCUGAAAAGGUAAAGAAAAAAGCACAUUUAAAUGGCUCAUGAUAGCAGUAGGAAAAAUGCAGAUUAUUUAAACUGGAAAUUGUGUAUUUAUUAUAAAGCACCGAGAUUGUUAGGUUAUUCAGUUGAAUAAAGAGUGCUCCUAGUGAUCCAUCUAUGUCUUAAAAGUUCUGUUAUUAACUGAUUAUCACUGAAAGGUUGUUUAAUCUUAGUAUGUUUAUGAAUAUAGUCUAUAAGCAAUUGUAUAAUGGUUCAUAAUACAGGUUUCUCCCACUAUCCGAAAAUAAGAGCGUUCCUCUAAAACGUUUUGGAAGCUGAAAUGGCAUAAAGCACAGAAGCAAUUACCAUUAAUUUAUAUGGGAAAAUUUUUUGAGCAUUCCCAGACCCAAAAAAUAACCUACCAAACCACACCAAGUAACAUAAAACCUAAAAUAACACUAACAUACAGUAAAAGUAGGAAUAAUAUGAUAAAUACAUGGGUUAUGUAAAAUAAUAAUAAUAUGCGUACUGUGUAGUUUCUCUUACCAGAAUCGGUAAGACAGCACACUUCAUGGCCGAGAGGCGGUGGUGGUGAUGAGCGGUAGGCCCGUAGCCUAGCUAGCAAUGGCAUUGGGGCUGGGUUGAAGGGCUAGGGUUCGAAUCCCACAAAAGAGGGAGAUUUACGUUAACUGUGUGCCCAUGGAUGAGUCUUACAGUUAGAGAAAUGCCCAGGGGACGUCCAAGUCGGGAUGGGAUCUCGCGAUGCAUGGUGUGUUAUACGUCACAAGGCAUCUGAUUGGAUAUAGCUGGGUCCUUCAAUAAGGGUGGAGGAGUUUGA
Messenger RNA from Trichechus manatus latirostris (Florida manatee), 4674 nucleotides. It is a transcript of the gene ESF1, whose product is annotated as ESF1 nucleolar pre-rRNA processing protein homolog. NCBI's taxonomy places the organism in Eukaryota, Metazoa, Chordata, Mammalia, Sirenia, Trichechidae. The transcript has 14 exons. The record is from RefSeq and is a predicted model, not a curated record. Gene Ontology annotation, molecular function: RNA binding. Bases 165 to 2690 code for a protein of 841 amino acids. Gene Ontology annotation, cellular component: nucleus. Gene Ontology annotation, biological process: rRNA processing.